Molecule: messenger RNA, 3516 nt
Organism: Hippoglossus stenolepis (Pacific halibut)
Lineage: Eukaryota; Metazoa; Chordata; Actinopteri; Pleuronectiformes; Pleuronectidae
Gene: wsb1
Product: WD repeat and SOCS box containing 1
Exons: 10
Coding region: 95-1435 (446 amino acids)
Biological process (GO): intracellular signal transduction
Molecular function (GO): protein binding
Source: RefSeq, a predicted model, not a curated record
AAACCACCGUCUCAAUCCGCCCCGGUUGAUUAUUUCCUCCCGAUUAUCUUUGUUUUCUCGGCCGUGCUUGGAUUUUUCUCCUGCGCUCAUUUAGAUGGCAAGCUUUCCAGACUCUGUAAACGAAAAAGAAAUAGGUAAGGCUAAGUUCAUCGCUGAACUCCUGGUGCCUGUUGCUCCCUUCGACCAGAAGUCUGGGCGUGAGGCUUGGACAGUAGCCUUUGCACCCAAUGGUUCCUACCUCGCUUGGUCUCAGGGGCGUCGGAUUGUCAGGCUCAUUCCCUGGGCAAAAUGCCUGAAGAGCUUCGGUUACGUUCUAGAGUACGAAGAAAAAGCUGCACUUCAGCACAACCCUGCGGGAAGUUCAGCUAGCCAGUCUGGAGUGGACACCAAUGCCUCGAGCCCGCGGCGUUUAUCCUGUCAGAGCAGUGACGGAGGCCAGCUCAUCCCAGCGUCCGGUGAGCCAUGCGAGCACACCAUCGACUGCGGUGACAUUGUCUGGGGCAUGGCUUUCGGUUCCUCUGUGCCAGAGAAGCAGAGUCGCUGUGUAAACAUCGAGUGGCACCGCUUCAAGUUCGGCCAGGACCAGCUGCUACUGGCAACAGGCCUCAACAAUGGUCGCAUCAAGAUCUGGGAUGUUUACACUGGAAAACUGUUGCUGAAUCUGAUGGACCAUACUGAUGUAGUGCGAGACUUGACCUUUGCUCCUGAUGGCAGCCUCAUGCUGGUCUCUGCAUCCAGAGAUAAGACCCUGCGUGUAUGGGACCUCAAAGAUGAUGGUAACAUGGCAAAGGUUUUGCGGGGGCAUCAGAGCUGGGUGUACUGCAGCGCCUUCACCCCAGACUCCUCCAUCUUGUGCUCAGUUGGCGCCGGCAAAGCAGUGUUUCUAUGGAACAUGGAUAAGUACACGUUGAUCCGGAAGCUGGAGGGGCACCACAAUGACGUGGUGUCCUGUGACUUUUCACCAGAUGGGGCACUGUUGGCCACUGCCUCUCAUGACACCAGGGUCAUUGUAUGGGACCACCACAAGGGCACCAUCCUGCUGGAACUUGGCCAUCUCUUCCCUCCUCCAUCACCCAUUUUUGCUGGAGGGUCAAAUGACCGCUGGGUUCGCAGCGUGAGCUUCUGUCCUGACGGUCGCCACAUCGCCAGUAUCACCGAUGACAGACUGGUUCGUUUCUGGAGCAUCGAGGAAAGGGCACCUCAGGCCAUCGCGCCUCUCACUAAUGGCCUCUGCUGUGCCUUCUCUCCUGAAGGAAGUGUCCUUUCGGCUGGGACUCAUGAUGGAAGCGUGCACUUCUGGGAGUCUCCUCGUAGCAUUGCCAGUCUGCAGCACAUCUGCAGGAUGGCUCUCCGCCGGGUGAUGACCACCCAGCAGGUGGAGACCCUGGCCAUUCCGACUCCGCUCUGCGACUACCUGACGUACAAAGUCAUCUAACCCCCACCCACCACCCCAGCACCAGCUGACCCAACUGCACAUGCCGCAGCAGGGAUAUGCUGAAAAACCAAUGAAUUCCGACACAAACAGUUUUCCAUAGAACCUUGUUGAACUAAUGGAUGUGAUCAGGACAGGUGGGAAAGGAUACAACACUUUUGAAACCCUAGAGACACAUCCUCAACUCAACCCCACACCAAAUCCACUCACAGCUGAAUAUAGUUUUGUGUCGUACAUAUUUAUUUUUGUAAAUGGUUUUUUAAAAAUAUACGUGUGCUGGGGUCAUCACACCAUCCGUACCUGUAAGGUUAAGUUAUUUCUAAGGCCAUCAUAGCAGUGUGGUACCUGUAAGUGUUCAGCUCCUCUGACUCUACCAAGUUCUCAUAACGCAUCAUCAGUUUCCUCUGUCCUGAAAUAGCUGUUGCACUUAAAGUGAGAAGCUUUGCAGUGGUGCUUGCUCUUACUGUCAGGUCUCCUGUUGGCGAGUGGGUGAGCUAAAGGGAAGAGAAACACUGGGUGUUUAACGGAUGCAGGGUUUUGAAAGUUGAUUCUCAUUAUCUGAAGUGAUCAUCGGUUAUCGUUAUCUCUUAAGAUUUAAAUAUUUGUCUGAGACAGUAUUUACACCAUCGUGGCAGUUAUCACUGAAACCUAGAUUUCUAAUGUGACUAAGCAGUAGUUCUUUAUAUCCUAUACAGUUUUAGCAUUUGCCAGAUGUAUCAGCCAUUAAUGACUCAUUUCUGCAUUUUGGCCACAUCGGAAACUGGCAGGGUCAGAAUUCUUGAUCUGGGUAAGGAUAUUUCCAUUUAUGUGGACUGCGGUGACUGUGGUGGUAAUGCACCGAGAAAGGAAUGUAUUCACCGUGUUUGUCAGGCCUAUCGGAUGCACACGUGGUGACAAAGGCUGAAUGUAAACAGACAAAAACUCCACAGGGUACAUUUAGAAUCCUGCACUCAUAAUAUUUACCACCAAACCAACAAUCGGCUCAACCCUGACAUGAUGCAGGUGCAGCUCACCCACGGUGUCACCCAAAAAACAGAAAACACUUCCCAAACUGGCAACAGAAUGCUUGAAUUUACUCUCCUGCCCUGUGGGGCAGUAAAAAACCUUGGUUGAGGAUUUCACACUAAAGCUGAGCACCUCUGAUGCUUAAGUGCUAUAUAUAGUUGAGCUUGUAAAAAACCCUGUAUACAAAUUUCCAUGUGAUAUGUAUGUAUGUAUGUAUGUAUAUACAAAAUUGUAUCAUGUCCAUAUACAAAUCAGUUUUUUCACUUUAUUUUGUCAUUUAGUUAUUCUGUUGAAUAUUUGUAUUUUUGUAUUUUGUUCUCCUUUUAAAUGUGAAAUGUCAGCAAAACUACACGUCUUACAGCCCAUCAGGGUGUUACUACAUUGCGUUGCUUACAUUACCCUUUUGUGCAUGUCACUUUUAGACUGGUGGUCACAUUGUUAUUGGACCCUGUCACAUUUUCUUUUCUAUAUGCAGAAAAACCCUGAAAGUAUUCAAUAGCAACCAACCAAUCAGCUGCCAGCCGCGGCCAUCUGCUGUUAAAUACCUUCAUGGUCGCUGAAAUAUAUGCACAGGAUCAUUUGCAAUGACUUUUAUUUGUAUUUUUUUUAAGAUGCAGCAUUUUUGGUAUGUUUGAUUUUUUUUCAGUUUGUGUGUCAGUGAGCGGAGGUGGGAAGAAGGGAAAGUGAGCGCUAACCGUGGCCUCUCUGUGUUUCUGUAGGAUGGUGGCUACUGAACAGCUGUCAAUCAUUCUUGGCAAUAAGUUCUCUGACAGCGACUGCUAAAGCCAAAGGUUCCUUUUCAGAUAGUGUGUAUGUGUGUGUGUGUAAAUGGUUGUUUUUAUAAUUUCCGGCUGAGGGUGUCUCUCAGAGGGUGCUUGGUUAUAAAGCUUAAGAGGGGUGUACAUGGUAAGAGUUUGUAUAACUGCAAACAUUGUGAUUGGAAAAACACAGUUCUGCCUCAGUGAGAUGUACUAUGAAGGGGUAAAUAUAUCAUAUAUAUAUAUGAAUGUAUUUAGGUCCUGCAUUUUUUGGGGUGUGUGUGUGUGUGUAGUUUCAAUAAAGGCCUUUCGACAAAACAA